Molecule: messenger RNA, 1094 nt
Organism: Tripterygium wilfordii
Lineage: Eukaryota; Viridiplantae; Streptophyta; Magnoliopsida; Celastrales; Celastraceae
Product: expansin-A4-like
Exons: 3
Coding region: 75-851 (258 amino acids)
Biological process (GO): plant-type cell wall organization
Cellular component (GO): extracellular region
Source: RefSeq, a predicted model, not a curated record
CACUACCACUCUCGCUGCCUUCUCAUCCAAAUUCAGACCCCUUAAAAAACCCAUAUCAAAUAAGAGUCAAAGCAAUGGCUUUAGGGGUUUUUGCUUGUGUAGCUUCAAUGGCUCUGUUUUUUGUGCUCGCAGAGGCCAGGAUUCCUGGCGUUUACAUUGGUGGCUCCUGGCAGAGUGCUCAUGCUACUUUCUAUGGUGGAAAUGAUGCCUCUGGAACCAUGGGAGGUGCUUGUGGGUACGGUAACUUGUACAGCCAAGGCUACGGCGUGAAUACUGCAGCACUAAGUACUGCUCUGUUCAACAGUGGCCAAAGCUGCGGCAGCUGCUUUGAAAUCAAGUGUGCGAACGACCCUCAAUGGUGCCACUCUGGUAGUCCCUCCAUCUUCAUCACUGCUACUAACUUCUGUCCUCCCAAUUACGCCCUCCCCAGCGACAAUGGUGGCUGGUGCAACCCUCCUCGCCCCCACUUCGACCUCGCCAUGCCCAUGUUCCUCAAGAUCGCCGAGUACCGCGCCGGCAUUGUCCCCGUCUCCUUCCGCCGGGUGCCUUGCCGGAAACGUGGAGGGAUCAGAUUCACGAUCAACGGUUUCCGUUACUUCAACUUGGUCUUGAUCACGAACGUAGCGGGUGCAGGGGAUAUUGUGAAGGUGAGCGUGAAGGGCUCGAAGACUGGUUGGAUAAGUCUGAGCCGUAACUGGGGUCAGAAUUGGCAGUCUAAUGCCGUUCUGGUUGGUCAGUCGCUCUCGUUCAGGGUCACAGGCAGUGACCGACGCACCUCCACCUCCUGGAACAUCGUCCCGGCUGGCUGGCAAUUUGGUCAAACUUUUACCGGCAAGAAUUUCAGAGUCUGAAAUUAAGAAUUAUCAGUUUAAUGUUUUUUCUUUUCUUUUCUUUUUUGUUUUUAAUUUUGAAAGUCGAAAGGGAUAGAAGGUAUGAUAUUGACAAAAAGUUGGGGUGUUGAUGGUAAAAUGGAGAAAAUGAAGUGGAGCUUGUAAGCAGCUGAAGUGGCUGCUGCAAUUUGCAAAGUAUGUGUAGCCCGCAGCAUUGAGUGCCAUUAAUAUAUAAUAUGAUUAUACAUUUAUCUAUUUAUGCUA